AUGACUUCGGAAUCGACGGCGGAAGGAAUUGACUCACCGACUAAGAGGAGAAUCAGAGUUUAUGUUUCUUCAGCUGAGGAUAUGGGUGGUAGGGAUACUUCAAAGGAACUGGGUGGUAGACUUUUGUUACCAGAUGGUCUGGACAGUGUUGUCAGUACUUCAGUAGAGGUUCGAAGGAACUUUUUGUUAGCUGACGGUCAGGAGAGGGGUGUGGGUACUGCAGUGGAGGCUAGAAAAAGAGUGAAGGAUACAUUAAUGUCUUUUAGUACCGAGUGUUGUAGACUCAUGCAAAAGGGAGACCGGAGGUUUCAUGACACUGCCUAUCAUAUUGUGAAAAACAGAGGACAGUUUGUCAAUACAGACAAGAUUUUUGGAAAUGUCCCAGGAGUGAAAGUGGGUGACAAGUUUCGGUAUAGGGUGCAACUAAGAAUGAUUGGUUUACAUGCCCCUCUGAUGAAUGGGAUCGAUUAUCGCAAGUAUCGGGGUAAGCUGUAUGCUACUAGUAUUGUGGCUUCUGGUGAUUAUGAAGAUGAGCUGCAGGAAAGGCAUUCAAUUGUUUAUGUUGGUCAAGGAGCAGGUGCGAAGAUUAAUCAAGUGCUUGAAGGGGCUAAUUUGGCUUUGGCUAAUAGUAUUGAUCUUCAGAAUCCUGUGAGAGUGAUCCGGUACUUCAUGUCUUUGAAUAAAAAGAGGAUUUUUUACUACGAUGGGCUCUACAAAGUGCAAAGCUAUCGGGAAGAGAGAGACCACAAUGGCAAAAGUGCAUACAAGUUCAAGCUCCACCGAGAUGAUGAAAGCUAG
Molecule: messenger RNA, 798 nt
Organism: Rosa rugosa (rugosa rose)
Lineage: Eukaryota; Viridiplantae; Streptophyta; Magnoliopsida; Rosales; Rosaceae
Product: histone-lysine N-methyltransferase, H3 lysine-9 specific SUVH5-like
Exons: 1
Coding region: 1-798 (265 amino acids)
Source: RefSeq, a predicted model, not a curated record